AUGGAGAACACGAGAAAAUCUUUGUUGAUAUUCGGAUCACAAAUUGCUUACAGCGAGAAGGCAGUAAAUGAUAUCAAAACGACAUUGCAGAACAAGUUGUCUCGCCAAUGGGUACUCGAUACACUGGCAGGAUUGCCGAAAUAUUGGGAUGCCUUGGCCGAAGAACUCCCGAAGAUCACAGACGCCAUCGGCUCCCACAGAAGACAGCUCCUGGAGGACCUUGGCCCAUGGCUUGAAAGCACUGGAAACAAAACCCUAGGCGUGCAAGGGAACGCACUGCCUGGCGUGGCAUUUGUGCCGUUGAUUGUGCUCCAACAGCUCACCGAGUACCGUCGAUACCUGCAAGCCAGCAACGAAGGGGGAAACUCUGAUCCUCAAGUAGCUCUAACCGCCAAUAAGCCGCCUGCAGUCGGGUUCUGUGUGGGCUUACUAGGCGACUAUGCCGUCGCAAGCGCGCAUAAUAUAGAAGAGCUCGACAAAUACGGCGCCGUAGCAGUACGUCUGGCCAUGCUAGCAGGCGCCCUUAGUGACGCUCAGGACACAUGGAACCCACAUAGGACAUACGUAGUGGCAUGGACUAAUGUGAAACAACAGCAGGACCUGCAUCGCAUCGUCGAUAGCAUUUCCCCUGAUGCCUACAUUUCACUGCUAUUUGACGAGGCGCGAGCAACGGUCACGGUCUCAGAGCGAGCUGCAGCAAGGUUCACCAGAAAGGCUCGUACCGCUGGAGUCGUUUUAUCUGACACAAGUUUUCGAGGCGAGCUGCACAGCCCAAAGGUGCAGUCCAAGAAACAAAUCCAAGACCUUGUUGCCUUUUGCAAUAAUAGGCACGACCUUCAGUUUGCGGAGGCCGAUCAUCUGGCGUUGACGACCUUCACCAACGCCGGAGACGGCAAGCCUAUUGCAUCUGGUGGUGGCUCCCUCCAUGCACAUGCUUUGGAGACUCUGUUCGUGCGACAGUGCGACUGGUACGGGACAUUUGCAGCCUUAAAGGCAAGGUAUCUUAACGACGGCGAGUCUUCAGUGAUAACCUUCGGCCCCGGUCGAUGUCUGCCGCCGACUCUUGUGCGCAACAUGGGGUCGCGGCCGGUGCACUUCGCCGACGUUCAUGAACAGCCCAGCAGCCAGGAGGACCAUAGUUCCGUCAAGUUCAAUGAUGAUGACGACGCCAUCGUCAUCGUCGGCAUGUCCAUCAAAGUCUCGGGCGCCGAUGACCUCGAGGAGUUCUCCCAGCUCCUCCACAAGGGCACCACGCAACACGAGAAGGUAACGCGGGAACGCUUGAAUUUUGACUCGCUUUUCCGCGAGCCCGACACCCGCGAUUACUUCUGCAACUUCGUGCGGGAUGUCGACGCCUUCGACAACAGGUUCUUCAAGCGCAGCCCGCGCGAGUCAGCCGCCAUGGAUCCCCAACACCGUCUUCUUCUCCAAGCAGCGUACCACGCCGUUGAGCAGGCCGGCCUUUUUACUGAGACCACGCGAGCUGGGCAGAAGGACAAAGAUAGGAACCACGUUGGUGUGUACAUUGGCUCGCCAUCAGUCGACUAUGAGCAUAAUGUAGCUACCCAUCCACUGAAUGCUCUCAUGGCUACGGGCAACUUGCAGAGCUACCUUCCCGGACGCGUGGCAAACCAUUUUGGCUGGACAGGCCCAGCUAUAGCCUUCGACACGGCAUGUUCAUCAUCAGCCGUCGCCAUCCACACUGCCUGCAGCAGUCUCCGUAAUGGCGAGUGCUAUGCAGCGCUGGCCGGCGGCGUCUGUAUACUGACCAACCCACAUUGGUUCCAGAACCUGACGGCAGCGAGUUUUCUGAGUCCCACCGGCCAAUGCAAACCAUUUGAUGAGAAGGGGGAUGGCUACUGCCGUGCCGAGGGCAUCGCCUGCGUCUUCCUCAAACGCAUGGGUGACGCGCGAGCAGACGGCAACCCGAUCCUUGGUCGCCUGCUCAGCUCAGCCGUGUAUCAAAACCAGAACCACACGCCCAUCUUCGUUCCUAACUCGCCAUCGCUGGCGCAUUUGUUUGGGGACGUCGUUAAUAAGGCAGGUGUGUCGCCUUCAGACAUUGCGCUUGUCGAAGCCCACGGUACAGGCACAGCCGUGGGCGACCCAGCUGAGUGGGCGGCGCUACGGAAGGCGGUUGGCGGUCCGAUCCGGCCGCGGCCAUUGCCAGUGGGCUCAGUCAAGGGGCACAUCGGACAUACUGAAGGCACGUCGGGCGUCAUCUCACUUAUCAAGGUCUUGAUGAUGAUACAUGAAGGAUAUAUCCCACCACAGGCCAGCUUUAACAAGCUGAACGCGACGAUUAAAGCCGCAGCUGACUCGGAUAUGAUGGAGAUUGUGACCUCACUUCGAAGCUGGGAUAGCCGGAACAAGGUGGUGCUGAUCAACAACUAUGGUGCCUCAGGGUCUAAUGCGGCCAUGGUAGUGGCAGCUCCACCGACUAGCACCAGCGAGAGUCGGGAUGUGGCAUCAUCUAUCAUGAGGCAACUAGAUGGACGGCUGCCCUUCUUCAUCUCUGGAUUCGAUGGACGAGCCGUGAAGGAAUAUGCCGUCAAGCUCGCGGGUCUCAUCAAGCACCAGUCCAAGUCAACGCUGGCUGAUCUAUCCUUUAAUAUCAACCGGCAAAGUAAUCCAGACCUGCCACAGCGAUUCCUCGUCCGCUGUCGUUCCGUGAGUGAGCUACAGGAGGCACUCUCAAGUGUAUCUGAACACAACAUGAUGAACACGCAGGCCGAACGGCCCGUUGUGCUGUGUUUUGGGGGUCAGGUCUCAACUUUUGUUGGCCUCGACCGCAAGCUCUACGACGGCAUCACCGUCUUCCGCCACCAUCUCGAUGAGUGCGAUAAUAUCGUCCAAGAUGAGCUGAGUCUUCCGAGCAUCUUUCCUGACAUAUUCUCCCGCACACCCCUACCCGAUCCCGUACGACUACAAGUCACACUUUUCGCCAUGCAAUAUGCCAGCGCCCGAAGUUGGAUAGACUGUGGGCUGUCCGGCAAAAUCGUUAGCGUCGUCGGCCACAGCUUUGGCGAGCUCACGGCGCUGUGUAUCUCUGGCGUGCUGAGUCUCAAGCAUGCUCUCACCUUGGUUGCUCUUCGUGCACAGCUCGUGCAUGAUGCCUGGGGUGGUGAUAAGGGAAGCAUGAUGGCGGUUGAGGCCGACGAGUCGCUCGUCCGAAGUCUCCUAGAGUAUGCGGGUCGACAACUUGAUAACCCUCCAAGUAUAGCCUGCUACAAUGGCCCCCGAAGUUUCACCUUGUCGGGCACUGUUACAGCCAUCGAUACUCUGGCCGAGGUCAUUGCCAGCAAUAGCCAUCAAUUUUCAGCUAUCAAAAGUAAGAGACUCAAUGUCACUAACGCAUUCCACUCGUCCCUCGUUGAUCCGCUCCUUGAUCGUCUGGAGCAGGUUGGCAACGACCUCGAGUUCCACGAGCCUUUGAUUCACAUGGAGCGAGCUACUGAGACUGCCUUUGCUGGGCCGAUAACAGCAAAGUUUGUCCCGGACCACAUGCGCUACCCUGUCUUCUUCUCCCAUGCUAUACAGCGUAUCGCCAAAAAGCACCCGUCCGCCAUCUUCCUUGAGGCAGGGUCGAGCUCGACGAUCGCCAUCAUGGCAAGCCGUGCGCUUGCCGAACAGGCUAGUAAAUCGCACCACUUUGAAUCCGUCAGUGUAACGAAUGAGAAGGGCCUCGACGGUCUCACUGAUGCUACCGUCUCGCUCUGGAGACAGGGGUUGCGAGUCGCCUUUUGGGCACACCACAGUCUGCAAACGAACGACUAUACACAUAUCCUCUUGCCGCCGUACCAGUUCGAGAAGGCACGGCAUUGGAUGGAAUUUAAAUCCGCGACUGAUUUGGUGGCAGGCUUGACGCAAGACGCACCCGUGAGCGACCCCAAGAGUAUGCCGCUAUGGGAGUUCGUUGGCUACCAAGGAAACGGCACCACGCACCCGCGUUUCCGCGUCAACCUGGUAUCCGAAAAGUUCAAGAAACUCGUCUCCGGUCAUGUCUUCGCUCACACAGCGCCCGUACUAUCUGGAACGGUCCAGUCGGACAUGGCAGUUGAAGCCAUCUUCAGUAUUCAUCCAGACUGGAAAAAACAAGGCAUGAUACCUACGAUGAUCGAGGCCAACAUUCCUACACCCAUCUGCGUCGACUCAUCCCGAAAAGUCUGGAUCAAUUAUGAGGCUCUCGAUGCGGAGCAAACCCUGUGGCAGCUGAAUAUCUCGAGCACCAGUGCUGAAGGCACCCUGCCCAGGAGACAUCUCCAUGGACGUCUCCAUAUUCGCUCCCCCAGCGAUCCCGCCUUUAUCGCCCAGUUUGCGCGCUUUGAGCGACUUGUCCCUUAUGAGCAAUGUGCAAAACUGUUGGCUGAGGCCGGUGGGCCUGGUGUCGACGUCCUGCAGGGCCGUCAAGUGUACCGGGCCUUCUCCGAGUUCAUCGAGUACUCAGAUCAGUACAACGCCAUGUACGCCGUUGUUGGCAAGAAAACCGAAUGCGCGGGGCGGGUGCACCGUCGUCAUGCCGGCGAGAGCUUUCUCGACAUCGCCCUCCAUGAUUCGUUCAAGCAGGUCUCCGGCCUCUUCUUGAACUGCAUGUCGGAUGCACAGCCCGGCGAAAUACACAUCGGAAGCGACGUUGAGCUCGUUAUGCGCUCGCCACGCGGCAUUCUUCAGCCAGGACAGACACAGGAUGUUUGGCAUGCGUAUGCACGACAUUCUCAAAUCUCGGCCAAGGUGUACAUGGCAGAUGCAUUCGUCUUCAAUGCCGCCAAUGGGGAGCUAGUCGAGGUUAUACUGGGGCUGCAGUAUACGCGUAUGAGCAUUGAAUCAAUGAAAAGGCUCUUGAUGAACCUCACUAAGGACGAAUGGGCCUUGAAAAUGAACACUACUGGUGCAACAGUAGCAAGUCCCACGCCCAGAGUCCCUCAACCUAUCGUGGGUAACAACAACUCGAAGAAGCCGCAGGAGAAUCAGGCGGAGGCCGAGAAGAAGUCAUCUCAAUCACCGAAGUCCAACCUCACAUUGGAGGUCAAAAGAGUACUUGCGAGCGUCGUAGGCGCAGAGGUUGAUUCCAUUACUAUCGAUACGAUAGCUGCCGACAUUGGCAUCGACUCGUUGAUGGGAAUCGAGCUACUUCGCGAAAUCAAUUCGGCGUUCCACUGCCAGCUGGACCUGCCAGAGCUACUAGCCGCCACUACCGUGGGCAAUAUAGUCACUCUGGUUGCAAGCGCCUUGUCACAAGGUACUGUAGAAAUCACAGGUUAUGACGACGAAGAUAACGUAACUGAGUCGAGCCAUGAUGAUAGUCGGUUCACCAUGUCUACAUCUUCCACUUCAGAGAUAGACACUGCUACCUUGGGUGUUGAUUCAUAUCCUAUCAAAGAUAUACAUUCCGAAGAACAUGCGAGACGAGAUGUUACAGCACGCGAGGCUGAGGCCGAGAGGUAUGUGGUAAAAUAUACGGCUGGUUGGAUACCUGCCCAGCCAUUGUAUACGAGUGAAGCCAUCGCGAACUCCCAUGAUGCUACCAUCAUAGUCACAGGUGCCACUGGAAGCCUAGGCGCACACGUUGUCGCCGCUCUCGCCUCGCAUCAAUCGGUUAAGACGGUCGUCUGCAUCAACCGACACCGUCCCACGCCGGUUGAAACCCGUCAGGACGUCGCUCUCUCCACUCGAGGCAUCACACUCACACAAGAAGCCAGGUCCAAGUUGCGUAUCCUAGAAACCGACACGUCUCAGCCGCAGCUAGGUCUUAAAACCUCUGAGUACCAGUGGCUUACGCAACACGGCUCACACAUUGUGCACAGCGCGUGGCCUCUAAGCGGUUCGCGGCCCAUGUCUGCCUUUGCAUCGCAGUUCCAGACCCUGCGCAACCUGCUCGACCUCGCUCGUGAUAUGGCUGUCCACCGUCGGGUAGGCUUCCAGCUGAUCAGCUCCCUUAGUGUUGUUGGGCGCUCGAAGGAGCCGCUUGUACCAGAACGCCGCGUCUCCAUGGAUUCUGUCUUGCCCCCAGGGUAUGGUGAGGCCAAAUGGGUGUGCGAACGAAUGCUGGAAGAGACGGUCCAUAAGCACCCUACACUGUUCCGAGCCAUGGCCGUUCGGCCAGCACAGAUUGCGGGUUCAUCUACGAGCGGCGUCUGGAACUCAGUUGAGCAAAUCCCCUUCAUCGUCAAGUCGGCGCAGUCGCUGGGCGCCUGGCCCAACUUCCUCGGCGCUGUUCGGUGGAUCCCUGUCGAUGCCGUAGCUGCAGUCCUUGUCGAUUUGUUAUACAUCGGAGAAGACAAGACAGCGCCAGACCCAUGGCCCAUCUAUCACAUUGAUGACCCAGUCGGCCGGCCAUGGAAAGAGAUAUCAUCCAUUCUAGCCGACGCGCUAGACAUUCCGUCUAGUCAGUUCAUGCCAUUUAAAGAGUGGCUCAGUACAGUUGCUAGCUCGUCCAAAUCGGAGACGGAGAACCCAGCCAAGAGAUUGGUGGACUUUCUGGGGCAGAAUUUUGAGCAGUUGUCCUGUGGUGGGCUGGUUCUGGAUACGACGAAGGCACAGAAACAUUCUGCAACCAUGCGGGCUUUGGCGCCGGUGAGUGUCGAAGUAGCCAGCCGCUACAUCAAGGCUUGGAAAGAGACUGGAUUCCUCGCCUCUUGA
Messenger RNA from Arthroderma uncinatum, 6639 nucleotides. RefSeq names its product polyketide synthase. Gene Ontology annotation, molecular function: phosphopantetheine binding; 3-oxoacyl-[acyl-carrier-protein] synthase activity; fatty acid synthase activity. The transcript has a single exon. The record is from RefSeq and is a predicted model, not a curated record. NCBI's taxonomy places the organism in Eukaryota, Fungi, Ascomycota, Eurotiomycetes, Onygenales, Arthrodermataceae. Bases 1 to 6639 code for a protein of 2212 amino acids. Gene Ontology annotation, biological process: fatty acid biosynthetic process; secondary metabolite biosynthetic process.